This is a messenger RNA of Caenorhabditis auriculariae, 1255 nucleotides long. The record is from the annotation of a GenBank genome assembly. NCBI's taxonomy places the organism in Eukaryota, Metazoa, Nematoda, Chromadorea, Rhabditida, Rhabditidae.
AUGUUCCGUUUCCUCUCCGAUGAACACGCCAUAAAGAAAUCGGCGAUGCGAAAUUGCUCCAUUACAGCCGUCUCCGGAGUGGGAUGCGUACGCUUCUUCGUUGGAGGCCACGAGAUCAAAGUUUUCGAAAUCAGUGGCUUCGAGGGGCGGGUUCCUCGAGAUAGUUCUGAAUAUCUUCAAUUUUAGCGCUUGUGAUGCACUCCCAAACUUCGAUUUUUCCAGUUCUGGAAACAGAGUCAUGACAGAGGUUUUCCUUGUAGAAGGUCUAGAUUUCCAUGUCCCAUCUCAGGUUUGUCACAUUUGUUGGAUAUUAAUGCUUGCAAACUUUUUGAAAUAACUUUUCUUUGCCAAAAUUAAGAUCGUUUCAUUGCCAUACUCGCCCGUACUCGCAAAGUAGUCGCUCGACGAAGAAGAAAGAGCAGAAGAACCGAAUCCGAUCGACGACAAUGAAAAAGAAAUCAAAGGAAUCGAGCUGAAGGACGUCACAGCCGGUGAUUUUCGAGCACUUGCGAGCGCCAUUUAUCCUAGCAGACAUGGCAUUAUCGCAGGUGAUCUCACAUUCAUAGAUAAAUAAAUAAAACCUUAUUUUUAGCCGCGAGACGUUGAUUGGUCUGCUGAGCCUCGCCGAAAAAUGCAGGCGACCGCUCUUUAUCCAAUGCGAGAUACCGCUACUUGCGCUCUAAGAAGAAACACAUUAAAUUUUGUGAAGCGGUUGAGCUGGGCCACGCCUGUUAGCACUGAAAGAUCUUCAGGUCAUUCAUCGUAUUCUCUAUUGAAUUCUACUCCAUUUUCUUCCCAGAACGAUUUGUUCAAGUCGCUUCGACUAGCUUGGAAAGGCGUGGAGGAGAUGGAGAUGAUCAGAUUCGCUUCCAUGUAUGACUUACCGCCAAAGAGGGAUUCAUGGAAGUCUUCUUCCGAAUCAAGAGAAAAUUACCUCCAACGAAUUGUUUCCUCCUAUCGAUAUUGAGACGGCUGUCAAGGUUUUCCUCGCAUUUAUUAUUAUCGUUGAUCCUGCUUCUUGUUCUGUGAAAGUUGUUGCUGUCACUGCUACCCUGUUUGUUUGUUACUGGAUUCCAAUAAAAUCAUGAAAGAGCGAUUGGUUUUCACUGUUGAGUUUUCAUGGCAAAAUAUCCACCGAGUUUUUACUGCUUGCGAUUUCUUUUGGAAAUUCUGAGAUUUGCUUAACAGCAAUUCCCGCAGGCUUGUGCGCGAGUCAGCCUCGGCGGCCACGUCCCAAAGCCUGGCCCAGCCUUAG